GCACAUACUUUCUUUUUCACUACGUACUUCGCUGUAAAUAUCGUGCAGAUUCAUAUACAUAGCUUGCAUAUACAUAGCUUGGCUUUGCACUGUAAAGAAAAAAAGGAAACAAAAUGACCGACUCCUACACCAGCUCCUCCUACUACUACAGCUCCUCCACCAACACCACCAACGGCAACACCACCACCGGCCACCGGUACACCACCACCUCGCACACCGACCCGGACGGGACGACGGUGGUCCGCACCGCGCAUCAAGACCUCGGCCAGCCGGCCGUCGUGGAGGAGCGCCGCUACGACCGCACCGGGCAGGAGCAGCAGAUGCUAGCGUCCGGGUCGGAGACGCUGCCCGGCGGAUAUGGGAUUCCGACAGGAUCCGAAAAUGAGCGCGAUGAGAGGGGCCGCGGCGAUGAGUGGUGGAGUUCGUCGGUGGGGAGAUCGUCGUACGAUAUCGGGACCCCCUUACCUGGUGCUAGGACUUACAAUGCGUACACAGGGGCGUAUGAGGAGCAGCGUGCCGAUUACGAUGCCGAUGGGGUGCCGCGAUACCGGGACCGUGGCCGGGGACGUGGGCAGAGUGGGUAUUCGGCUGAGCAGAGGGCGAGUCGGGAGUUUGAGACGGAUCAGGGGACGAGGUUGAAGAGGGAGACGGAUGUGAAUAUGGCGGAUUUGUUGUAG
Molecule: messenger RNA, 677 nt
Organism: Aspergillus novofumigatus IBT 16806
Lineage: Eukaryota; Fungi; Ascomycota; Eurotiomycetes; Eurotiales; Aspergillaceae
Exons: 2
Coding region: 114-677 (187 amino acids)
Source: RefSeq, a predicted model, not a curated record